Xenia sp. Carnegie-2017 is the source of this 2103-nucleotide messenger RNA. RefSeq lists its product as uncharacterized. The transcript has 11 exons. NCBI's taxonomy places the organism in Eukaryota, Metazoa, Cnidaria, Anthozoa, Malacalcyonacea, Xeniidae. The record is from RefSeq and is a predicted model, not a curated record. The coding region runs from base 183 to 1583 and encodes 466 amino acids.
GACUUUGAUACAAUAAUUAAUUAAAAAACAUUUUUAUCAUUUGAGACGGUCAAUCGCGAUAUCUGAAAGUGGGUCAUCACCUUUGCGUUAUCUUCCGAUUCAGCUUUAUUAGGUAACAAAAAUAGAAGAUACACUCUCAGAGCAAGCAGAAAGCUCUUGACGGCAUUUUGAGAAGAAGAAAAAUGAAAAGCUUGUAUUUUCUUGUCACAUUUCUACUUGAGACCUUGAGCAAGCCUCAGUACAUGAAAAUCAAGAUAGUUAAAGGAAACGACCCAGGACCAUGUUUGGAUAAUAGCAGUGGAGAGAUGACGUUGGUUCGCGAUAGACAGAACAAACCUAAACUCUUGAUAUGUUCAAACGUUAGCGGUAUAUUUGGAUGGAGAACUUUUGAUGGUUCUGGUUCUCCGGGAGAAUUUUUUGACCCUGUAUACGACUGCGCAACAAUAUUGAAUAAAGAUCCAAAAGCUAAAGAUGGAUUUUAUUGGAUAACACUUGGAGAAAAGAAACCAAAAAUGAUUUAUUGUGACAUGACAACUGAUGGGGGUGGGUUCAUGUUGAUUGGUCGGCAAAAUACAUCCGUUACAUGGACAGUGCCAUCGAACAGCAAGACCGUGGAGCCAUUUGGUGAACCUCAUUGGAUAAGUUCAUUAGGAGAGGCUCCAAUGGUUGAUUUUAGAGUACAAAUGGCCACUCGAGAUGAUUUUAAAGCAUCAAAAGCUCAUUGGUUUUACAGAUUUCGAAAUCCACGAAAAUUAAAAAAUUUGAUGAUUUACAACAAAGGAGGCUGUACAAAAACAUCACCUGGGAUUGGUGACGUUUCCUUUGUGAAAGAUCUAAUGACUGAUAACGUUGUGACAACAAGUUUUCGUUGCUCAAAAUUUGGAGUUGCACACAAUGAAAGAACACGGUUUGGAUGGGCAAAAAUGAACGAUUGUUUAAGCAGACCUUGUCCCUGGGGAUUUGCUUUUCUCGAUAAGUUUCUCUAUCAAACUGACUAUUCUGGAGCAUUCAGUUACAGUACGAUAAAUCAAAUUUCUGGUAUAAAUUUUGGAGCAACGGCAUUGGUUGGCUGUGACAACGGAAAGUGCUGUGGGUGUUAUGGUCCUAGGAAUGGGAAAAACAAUUAUUGUUUUAAAGAAUGUGAGGCAAAGAAUGGAGGAACAAUAAAGAAAAACGUUUAUACAUGGUUUUGGGUGCGUUCUCGCAUUCCUAGAAGAAUCUGGAGCAAUUGUUUGGAUUACAAAAUUAUCGAAAAUGGAAAUGCUGUUUGGUACAAGUUACUGGGUAGUAAUGAAGUACCUGUGAAAGGUCGUUGUGCAAAAGAUAAACCGUUGUUUUAUGAAGGAAUGAUUGUUGUACCAGAUAAUAUCACCAUGAAAAAAGUUCCAAAUAUUGAAGGAAUGUUGGUUUAUCGUAAAGACAAAAAUAAACUUUAUGUUCAAGAAGAUAAACAACUAAAGGCAUUGGCUGAAGAAAAAAAGGUUCUACAGACGCUCAAAGAUGUAUCUAAGCUUGAAAAUGAAAUCAAAAAUAUCAAUGUUACUUUGAUUAGAAGAUUUGAUUCUUUGCUUUCACGUACGUAAAUAUGAUUUAAAAUUUUUAAAUUACGGAAAUUUUUUUAUUGAAGGAAGGGUAAGUUAGCUACUUAAAACGUAAAAAAGUUCUCAACGUAAAACUCGUUUGAACAUAAAAUGAAAACAAUUAAUUAAUAAGCAGAAACAUUCUAUUUCUGUUAAAAUCAACUCGCUACAUCUAAGCAAGCGCUUAACAUCUACAUUGGGAGAAAAUGGAAUAUAUUAGUCUCAAAGCUUUAUUUUUAUAAGUUCGUUUUUCCACAGUAAAACCAUUAUAGAAUCAAAUAUCAAUGACCAUACUACCCUUUAAGUGGUUAUAUUUUGUAGCUUCUUCUAAGGUUUGAAAAGUAUUGAUCACUUUAUUGUUCUUCAAGACAAAGAUUUUCAAUUUCGUUUUUGUCGCUUUCGUUUUACUGCUUUUUUAAUGGACUACUAUUUUUUCUGAAAAGUCAUUUCAUACUACUUGUGAAUAAUAAUUCUAGGAUUCGCCAUAUAUUCAAUUAAUUAAAAAUUUGAUGUCAAAAACAAA